Messenger RNA from Neltuma alba, 1690 nucleotides. Its product is annotated as probable serine incorporator. The record is from RefSeq and is a predicted model, not a curated record. Gene Ontology annotation, cellular component: membrane. Lineage: Eukaryota; Viridiplantae; Streptophyta; Magnoliopsida; Fabales; Fabaceae. The transcript is spliced from 13 exons. Bases 183 to 1436 code for a protein of 417 amino acids.
UCAAAAGAAAGAAGAGAGAGAGAUAGUGAUGGAGGAGUGAAGCAAGCCUGUUCCAGAAAUAAUGAUUCAGUGUUCGCUUGCGUCUUCGGCUUCUUCAUACCGGCAUUGAUCUUCAUCUCUCAGGGCAACAGAAGAUCUUAUUAGAAUGAUAAUGAUAAUAUUUUUUCUCCUCUGCUCUAUUAAUGCUUUUCGGUAGAGGAUGCGUUGAAGAAGAGAUGGAAAGCGGUGCAAGCAGCAAUACUCGUAAUGAGAGCUGUACCAGUACCACCACCACCGUAUCCAAGGACUGUUCAUGGUUCAGUCAAUUUCGCAAUGCGUCGAAUCCUUGGAUGGCAAGAUAUGCCUAUGGCUUCAUUUUUCUAGUCGCAAAUCUGUUGGCAUGGGUAGCGCGAGAUUAUGGUCGGGGCGCUUUGACAGAUUUGGAGAGGUUGAAAGGAUGCGACGGUGGCAGAGACUGUCUGGGUGCAGAAGGUGUUUUGCGUGUGAGCUUCGGCUGUUUUAUAUUUUUUAUCACGAUGUUUUUUUCAACCGCCGGCACUUUUAAAUUGAACGAACCCAGGGAUUCAUGGCACUCAGGGUGGUGGACGGUUAAGCUGGUUCUCUGGGCAGUGAUGACAAUCUUUCCGUUUCUACUUCCGUCUGGGCUUAUUCAGCUCUACGGGGAGAUUGCUCAUUUUGGUGCCGGGGUCUUUCUCCUAAUUCAACUAGUAAGCAUAAUCAGCUUCAUUACGUGGUUGAAUGAUUGUUGUGUGUCUGAAAAAUAUGCAGACAGAUGCCAAAUUCAUGUGAUAUUAUUCGCAACUACUGCGUAUGUUAUCUGCUUGGUGGGGAUCAUUUUGAUGUACAUUUGGUAUGCACCACAGCCAUCUUGCCUCCUGAAUAUUUUCUUUAUUACUUGGACACUAGUGCUUCUCCAGCUCAUGACAAAUGUGUCCCUGCACCCAAAAGUGAAUGCUGGCAUUCUAACUCCAGGGCUGAUGGGGCUUUAUGUUGUAUUCCUCUGCUGGUGUGCCGUUAGAAGUGAACCAGAUGGAGAAAACUGCGUCAGGAAGUCAGACUUUGCGGCCAAAACAGACUGGUUAAGCAUAAUUAGCUUUAUUGUUGCAAUACUAGCAAUCGUUAUUGCAACAUUCUCGACGGGCAUCGAUUCCAACUGCUUCCAGUUCAGGAAGGAUGACACCCCGCCAGCAGAAGAUGACGUCCCCUAUGGCUAUGGCUUCUUCCAUUUUGUGUUCGCCACAGGAGCUAUGUACUUCGCAAUGCUAUUAAUUGGAUGGAAUACUAACAGUCAUCAUGUAAUGAGGAAGUGGACAAUUGAUGUGGGCUGGACCAGCACCUGGGUCAGAAUUGUAAAUGAAUGGCUCGCAGUCUGUGUUUACUUGUGGAUGCUGGUUACACCCAUCAUAUGGAAGAGCCGACAAGCUAAUGCUACAUAAAAAAAAAAAAAAAUUUAAAGAAAAUUCCUGACCUACCCGUUCGUGCUAGCUGAGAUUCUUUUUAUCGUCCCUUUUGGGUUGAAGAUUUGGAUGUUGACAUUACCCCAUAGAGAACGCAAUGAACUCCUCCAGCUCUGUCAGAUAGGAAAUUCUUCGUCAGAAGCACUGGAUCCGGGGACAUAACCCUGAAGGAUAUCCAAUUUAUCUCCAGGUGAGGAUAUACAGUCUUCUUCUCACUCGAUCUCAAGGACUAC